AUGGACGACUCGUUGAGUGAGAAGUGUGUCAUAAAAGCGGGUUUUGAACAAAACUAUUGCAUUAAAGCCUUUCGGAUGAGUCGUCGGAUGAGAAAGAAGAUGAAUAGAGAGGAGUCGGCGAAGACUUUGGGAAAGAAAUGGUUUGAUAUGAGAGUCAGUGAUAUGACUGACGAGAAGAAGAAUGAUUUGUUGGCUCUGAAUAUGAGGAAAGGAUGGGAUCCGAAGCGCUUCUACAAGAAGAACGAUAGCAAAGAAUUGCCGAAAUUCUUUCAAAUCGGAACUGUUGUCGAAUCCAAAGCCGAUUACUAUUCCUCGAGAGUCCCCAAAAAGGAUAGGAAGCGAACUCUGGUGGACGAGCUGUUGGCCGACGCGGACUUCAAGAGAUUCAACAAAAAGAAGUAUUCGGAAGCGUUGGCUAAGAAUCCGUAUUAUCUUCGGAUGAAACGCAAGAAACAGAGACAGGAGUUGAAGGCAAAGGGUGUCGAUCCCAGACAUCAGAGGAAUCAGAAGAAAAUGAAACGAAAAAAUGAUAAAAAGCAUAAACAAAGUUCUCGCGAAUAA
Messenger RNA from Oppiella nova, 561 nucleotides. Lineage: Eukaryota; Metazoa; Arthropoda; Arachnida; Sarcoptiformes; Oppiidae. The record is from the annotation of a GenBank genome assembly.